Messenger RNA from Trichobilharzia szidati, 4972 nucleotides. The record is from the annotation of a GenBank genome assembly. NCBI's taxonomy places the organism in Eukaryota, Metazoa, Platyhelminthes, Trematoda, Strigeidida, Schistosomatidae.
GUUCGUACAUUCGAGAUAACCGCGCACUCUUGACUGCAAAAGGCCACAUGGAUUCUUUUGAUGCCUACGGGCCGAAUUCACAGGCCUUAACCUUUUUUGAUCCUGAAGAAAAUGACCUAAUUGGUGGGGAUACUCAGGGGCCAGAUUACGAUUGUAACGAUUUCACCUUGCCUUCACCGUCUCAAACACAGGCAUCUCAGCUUGAUAAUGACAAAAAUUGUUUUUCUCAACAACUCGAGCGCUCUGAUAGCCUAAAUGCCCUUACCCAACGUGUAGCAGAUUUAGAUUUUAAGGAUGACGAUUUAGAUGACUCUAAUACCGAACUUCCAGAACACGCAUGUGCUUAUUGUGGUAUUCAUGAUCCAGCUUGUGUGGUUUUUUGUAAUACCACAAAGAAGUGGUUUUGUAACGGUCGUGGAAAUACAUCUGGAAGUCAUAUAAUUAACCACCUCGUGAGAGCUCGGGCGAAAGAGGUAACCCUGCACAAAGAUGGACCCCUGAAGGAUACACUUUUGGAAUGUUACGUAUGUGGGUCAAAAAAUGUUUUCCUCCUUGGCUUUGUACCUGCCAAGUCAGAGUCUGUCGUUGUAUUAUUGUGUCGUAAUGUAUGUGCAAAUGCCAAUAAAGAUAUGUACUGGGACCCUGCUCAAUGGCAACCUAUUAUUCAAGGACGUCAGUUUCUUUCCUGGCUUGUCAAAGUCCCUAGUGAUGAGCAGCAAGCAAAAGCUAGGCAGAUAUCAGCUCAGCAGAUAAAUCGACUUGAGGAAAUGUGGAAGGAAAACCCCCAAGCUGCAGUGGAAGAUCUAGAAAAACCUGGAGCUGAUAAUGAAGUAAAUCCAGUAUUGCUAAGAUAUGAGAAUGCGCGCCAGUACCGAGAAGUAUUCAUACCCCUAGUACAACUGGAGGCUGAUUAUGACAAAAAGAUAAAGGAGUCAUUAAAACUCGAAAACGUUUCAAUUCGGUGGGAGACUGCACUCAACAAGCGUCGAGUGGCUUACUUCCGCAUUCCUGGAGCCAAUGAAGGUCCAGAAUUGCGCAUUAUGCACGGCGAUGAAUUGAUUAUUCAUCAGUUUAACAGCCCAAACGACCUUUUAGUUGGCGUUGGUCACGUAAUCAAAGUACCAGACAAUUUUAGUGACGAAGUUGGUUUGGAAAUGAAACACGUCAGUGAUACACCUUUGGAUUCUGCAACUUACAGAAUUGAAUUCAAGUGGAAAUCAACUCCCUUCGAUAGAAUGAAAAAAGCGAUCGUGACUGUAACAGAUGAGUCACGUGGUUUGUUACCACCAUACAUAUUUUAUCGACUAUUGGGGCAAGAGUUAGAUGAUAUGGUACUUAAAUGCAACCUACCCAAACGCUAUUCUGCACCAGACCUUCCUGAGCUCAAUCACAGUCAGGUGUUCGCUGUCAAAACGGUUCUUCAGCGUCCACUUAGUCUGAUACAAGGUCCUCCUGGAACGGGGAAAACUGUCACGUCUGCAUCAAUAGUUUAUCACUUAAGUCAAAUACAUCAGAAAAAGGUCCUAGUUGUUGCGCCUAGCAAUACUGCAGUUGAUCAGUUGUGCGAAAAAAUUGAUCGCACAGGACUAAAGGUAGUACGCUUAUGUGCUAGAUCCAGAGAGGCUCUAGCUUCUCCUGUUAGCCGUCUUAUGUUGCAUAUACAAGCUCAAAAUGUGAAGGGACAUACUGAACUUCGAAAGUUACAACAGCUGAAGGAUGAAACUGGUGAACUGAGCCAAGAUGAUGAUAAACGAUAUCAACUUUUGAAGCAUGAACUUGAACGUGACAUUCUUUUGGCGGCAGACGUAGUUUGUUGCACUUGUGUUACUGCCGGUGAUAUUCGUUUGGAGCGCCUCAGCUUUCAUUCUGUUUUAAUUGACGAGUCAACACAAGCAACAGAACCUGAGUGUUUAAUCCCCUUAAUGGUGGGCUGUCGUCAAGUUGUUCUUGUCGGUGAUCAUUGUCAGUUGGGUCCCGUAAUAACAUGUAAAAAAGCUGCUGGUGCUGGACUUACUCAAAGUCUGUUUGAACGUUUUGUCCUUUUGGGCAUUCGACCCAUACGCUUACAGGUUCAGUAUCGUAUGCAUCCAGCGUUGUCAGCUUUCCCCAGUAAUGUCUUUUAUGAAGGAAGUUUACAAAACGGAGUCACAGCAGAAGAUCGAUGCAAAAAGAUUGACUUUCCAUGGCCAAAUCAAGAUAGACCCAUGUUUUUCUAUUGCACAUCUGGACAAGAAGAAAUAUCUGGUAAUGGUGUGUCAUACUUGAAUAGAACUGAGGCGGCAACUGUUGAAAAAAUUGUCACGAAAAUGCUUAAAAUUGGUGUUCAUCCAAAUACAAUUGGAGUAAUCACUCCUUAUGAAGGUCAACGUGCUUAUUUGGCACAUUAUCUUCAUUAUUCCGGCUCUUUGAAUGCUAAAUUAUAUCAAGAAAUAGAAAUUGCCAGUGUUGAUGCAUUCCAAGGUCGAGAAAAAGAUUAUAUUAUUCUUUCAUGUGUUCGAGCAAAUGAAAACCAAGGUAUUGGAUUUCUUAAUGAUCCACGUCGUCUGAAUGUUGCUCUUACUCGUGCUCGUUAUGGGUUAAUAGUGGUUGGAAAUCCAAAGGCACUUUGCAAGCAACCACUUUGGAACCAGCUACUACACUUUUAUCGUGAUCAGCAUUUACUUGUGGAAGGACCGUUGAACAACUUAGGCGAAUAUAUGUUACAGUUCCCUAGACCAAAGGUUCCUUACACUUUCAAACCCGGUGGUCAUUAUUUAGCACAGCUUAACGCGAAUCCAGGUUUGCUGAAUAAUAAUCAGUUAAAUAGUCAAUUGAACAUACAUUCGGCAAACCAAUUCAAUUAUCUUGCGAAUUCAUCUCAACCGUGUUUUGAUAAUCCUAAUGGACCUACAGCCUUAGUGGCAGCAAUGGCAGCAGCAGCCGCUGCAGCUUAUUUCGGUGGUCCUAAUUCCAAUGCUAGACCAAAUGUUCCGUCAAAUCUUAAUCAACCGGGAGCAAGCCAUGCUGCAGCGUAUGCUGUUGCAGCUGCUGCGGCAGCUCAACAUCAUCAACCGAAUCAGUCAUUUUCAGGACAAACCAACGGUGGUUCACAUAAUAUGCAUCAACUUCUGAACAAAUCUCUUUUUGAUCAAGUUGGAUAUAUUGGACCAAACAGACAAUAUGCAGAAGCUAACGCUAGUUCAAAUCUCCCCAUGCCAUUAAGCAUGCUUAUGCCUGCUAAUCGUCCUUCGAAUUCAAAUGUUACAAAUUCAUUCGGUUCUUCUGGUCAUUUUGGCAAUGGGAAAUACGGCAACAACUUAGGAGCAGCUGGAUCACUCGGCAGACCGAUUCAAGCACUAGGUGCAAUGAACAUGCAUACGAAUCACUCUCAGUCGAAUACAGGAAAUACAAGAGCUCCAGGUGGUCCUCUUCCUGGUUCCGGUUCUACAGCACCCCGAUAUCUUGGAAAUGCACGUCGCAAUAUGCAAAACAAUUCACAAAAUGCCUCAAAAUCGCGCCAAGUCGACGGGGUUAACGCUUCAAUAGAACGUGGUACUACUAAUGAUACCAAUACUGGUGCUGGUUUACUGUCACAGCCCGGUUUAUCAGAAUUCUCAGGAACACAAGGAACUUCUAGUCUGGGUGCUCUUGGUGUAUACAAUAGUCAAUCGCGUCAUGCAGGGCUCUCUGGUUUAUCUCAGGAAAGCACUUCAUUGGACUUCCGCCUUGGUCAAGGUGCUAGUCAAAUGGACAACUUAUUGUUGUCACAAGAUUCGACGUUUCAAGGAGCUACGGUACCCAACAACAAAAGGAAUUUGCAAAGAGAAGAGGACUUCUUUGGUACUGAAAAUGACGACCAAUCCAAUGAAAGUUUCGAUGCAAGUUUGGUUAACGGAGCCGACCUAGAAGAUAUUGAUGUUUCUCAAAAUGUCAGCUGUGCGAGCAAUGGUGCACUGCUGUCGCAGUUUUAGAGAACUCAUUCGGCUUCAAAGCCGGAUAUCAGCGAUUAUGAGCUAACAUAUAAUAUCUUCAAUGGGGUGUCUGUUUACAGUCAUCCUCGACAACAACGACGGAAAGAAUCAAUUAAUUUGAACGUGAACGGAUAAAUGAAUCUUGGUUCAUAAAUAUGACCUAAAAACUGCCUCUAAUGAUUUGGUCACAUAGUUCUGAAACAAACAUUGGUGUUCUUUUUUAUGCUUCCUAGUGAUGCACUCAGAAGUUUGCACUACUUGCCUUUAAUUGCUGGAUAUACUGAUCUAUUCAUUUGAAGAUGUUUAUUUUCAUGAUAAAUUCUCUCACAUACAAAGUGUACAUUUUAUUAUUGUCCCGUUGACUUUAUUCUAAAUCUGUUGUAUAAAAUGUUGAAGAGCUAGUAUGUAUUCUUUGAAAACUAAUCAGUUCGUACGACCCGCUGCUCUAGUCCGGUUUUCCUGUACUCUGACCGCAUUUGCAAGUACAACUUUUUCAUUUCUUCGAAGAACUGAGGGUCUUGAAUACUGAAAUGCAAGAAUCAACUUAUAAUUAUUCUCAUUACUAUUUUUUGUUGCACUCCAGCGCCCGAUAGAAAUCCUUGCGACAGAUGUAUAUUGAUGUCCAGUAGUAUUUCUGUGUACAGUUAGACCAUUCUAAAUGCGAAAUGACAUAAGAAGUGGGUCCUUACCAUCCCAAAGAUUGGCACAUUGUUUUGUCCUUAGUCUGUCAUACAUUAAUGCGGGUAUAAUGCUCUCCUCCUCAACUCGACUGAUUUCAUUGCUCUCAGGAUCACCUGAAGGAGAUUAUUUAAAAACAAGGCAGUUUUUAAAAAAUGCACAAUUUUGCAUAGGAAAAUAUGAGUGUGAAAGCCAAAUUUAGAAAUAUCCACCGUGCCUUGAUUUUAUCUGCAGCUUGAUUAAUUCUGUUCCUAUCAAUCUAGCUAAGUGGCGCGUUGACUCAGUUUUUGGCUUUUCAGUACACUCGUAUUAAACCCAACUCACCUAGACCAAGAGGACCACUU